AUGACCACGAAGGCAUCGGGAGAUCCGUGCUUGAGAGCACUGAGGCUAGAGGAAUGGCUUGAGCAAGCUGAAAGCUUUCUGGCUCCUUAUUUGGAGAAAAAAGUCAUUGUUGUCGCAUUGGUAGGUAAAGACUCCGUAAAUCGCGGUAAAGGCGAAGAUCUCAAUGAUUUUCUUCGAAUGGAUGUAUUUCCGCGUUGGACAACUGAAGAAAGUACGAUGUCUAUCGAAGCUUUUUAUUGUGUGGAUACAAAUGUAGUCUAUCUGCUAGUGAAUGGUUAUGCGGACUUCACAAACUUGCGGCAAGUAUUAACACCGAAUCCCGAAAAGAACUUCUUCGAAAGAAUGGCUGAAAGUGAAGAAGAGGAAGUCCGGCUGCUACACUUCAUCAGCAUUUUUUCCCAUAUGAUCAUCUUUGUAGAAAGCAGCACUCGUUUUGAUAUAUCGCUUGCAGACAUGCUAGCGAGCGUCAAUAAAUUGAGGUGGACAAAAAAUGUCAGAGAAGAUAUCAGCGAAAUAAUAGAGGAAACCUCGAAGGAGUCUGCAGAAUGGAUAAAAGAGGGACGAGUCGCUUGUCCUCGUAUCGUGUUUGCUUUCCAGCGUAAUAUCAUUCGCACUGAACUCGGUUAUGUGAAAAAGGUAUGGCAAAGUUUGUUGUUUGCAGUUUUUUGUUUACUUUUCUCUUUCUUGUAA
Molecule: messenger RNA, 690 nt
Organism: Cylicostephanus goldi
Lineage: Eukaryota; Metazoa; Nematoda; Chromadorea; Rhabditida; Strongylidae
Source: the annotation of a GenBank genome assembly